AUGGGUGCGGAGGAGGAAGAUGAGAGCCCGGGGCAAGGCGUUUCGCCGUCUCUAUUUCCCCGGCCGAGCAUCGCAGUAAUCAAGGCGCCGGAGGAUGUGAAGAGGAUCGAGCAAGAAAACGGCACGGCGCAACAUGGAGGUAAAGACACAACGUCGGAAAAGGAAGGCGAAGGAGAAAAUAAAUCCGCCAGCGGAAACACAAUUACUGUGACAGGAAUAGUAGAUUCCCAGGGCGACGCUACUUCAUCCACCCCGAUUCUUGCAGAUGGAGCAAGCACAACUUCUACGGCGCUUGUCCCCGCCGCCCAGCAUUUCCAUUCCCGAGAGCGGCGGAACAGCUUCACGCCGAAUCUAGGCGGAACUCUCGCUGGAACUCCAGGAGCCGGAACAAGCACCAUGACAAACUUGACACCACUCGCCCAGCAGCAGCGGAAUUCUCUCUUUCUCAGCCAGCAAAUGAUAAACCAGCAAAACCGCCCCAGCGUCGCACUGCAAUUACCGGACCAUAUGAAUGCAGCUUCGG
This is a messenger RNA of Amoebophrya sp. A120, 523 nucleotides long. Lineage: Eukaryota; Dinophyceae; Syndiniales; Amoebophryaceae. The record is from the annotation of a GenBank genome assembly.